Molecule: messenger RNA, 483 nt
Organism: Cyprinus carpio (common carp)
Lineage: Eukaryota; Metazoa; Chordata; Actinopteri; Cypriniformes; Cyprinidae
Product: V-set domain-containing T-cell activation inhibitor 1-like
Exons: 4
Coding region: 1-447 (148 amino acids)
Biological process (GO): cellular response to lipopolysaccharide; cell surface receptor signaling pathway; positive regulation of T cell proliferation
Cellular component (GO): external side of plasma membrane
Source: RefSeq, a predicted model, not a curated record
AUGAAGUGUCUCUGCAGGAGAACUGUUGUGGGUUUUAUUGGAGGUUCUGCUGUUUUAAAUUGUUCUUCUAAAGAACCUCUGAUUAAAAUUCAAGACAUCAGAGUGCGCUGGAGUCACAAAGACCAGAAUGUGUAUGAGAUUAUUAAUGGUCAAGUCUCUGUGGAAGAACAAGAUCCCGAGUACAGGGACAGAACUGAAAGCUUCCCCGAGGAGUAUCUGAGCGGAAACUUCUCCAUCAAACUCUACAAUCUUCAACACACUGAUGCAGGAGAAUACAAGUGCUACAUCAUGGAGGAAUCAGUAAUCAAGAGUGUUGAGCUUUCGACUCAAGAGAGACAAGCAAUACAAAUCCCCAGCGAAGGAACAAAACCAAAACCAGAGAUGAUUGUAAUGUUCAUUUCCGUUCUAUGCACUGGCAUUAUAUUUUCAUUGGCUGCUUUUUAUUGAGACAGGACAGUAAAGAGAUGACAGGAAAGCACUGGG